GCCCUGCUCCCAGCAGGGAUCGCUUUGCUGGCCCAGCUCCCUUUCUGGAAGCUGGUUGCUACUCUGGGCAUCUUCACAAGUCUUGGAGCGGUGCAAAGAAAGCAUCGGAGAAGGGUAUUUUUAGAUGCUCUUUGUGCUCAGAGAGCAUAACCAUGCUGUGGUUUAAAGGCCAUUAGCUUUGAAAAACUUAAAUAAGGGCUUAAUAGUCAGGGAGAUGUUUGAUGCGAUGGGACGUAGCACUUUUACAGAGAUGAUGGCAUUUUCUGGGCUGAGCAUCACAGUGGAGACCCCGGUUGGAGCGUGCCGGCAGGAUUGCUGGAGCCAGAUGAUCUGGCCUGUUUAGCUGCCACGUGGACAACCAGUGGGACCGGGGCAGACAAUCCCCUGAGAGGAGAAACCCGCCACAUUGUUUGUGGGGUUACGUCUGUCGUGAUGGCUGCGGAGGAGGUGUGGGAAGAGAAUAGACAAGAGAUCCGCAUGUCAGACCAGCACAGCACCGACGAUGGGGAGUCAGACCCCCAGCACAGCCUGUCUAUGGUCUUCCUCCUCGUCCUUGUCUUCUUCAUCAUGGGGCUGGUGGGUUUCCUGAUCUGCCAUGUCCUGAAGAAGAAGGGUUACCGGUGCCGGACCUUCCGGGACGAGCUCGACCCAGAUAACAAAGACGUGCUGGCGGAGCUCCAGGCCAAUGAAGAGGAGGAGCUGAACGAGGACACUGUGGAGAAGAUUGUGAGAUGCAUCAUACAAAAUGAAGGGAACGCCGAGGCCCUCAAAGAGAUGCUGGGGGACAAUGAAGGGGACAUCCCAGUGCCAGUGCCCAGCCUUUGUCCCCACCGUAACAGCCAGGACGGAGGGCCACCACAUCACCACACGGUGCAUCUGGGCUCCACGCAGGCUCCCUGCAUCCACUGCAGCAAGAGGAAGAGGCACCCACUGCAUCGACAAGGACGGUCCAAGGAUGGCAAAGGCAGGAUGCAUCCUGGAGAGACCACUGUCUUCUCAGUGGGCAGGUUUCGUGUCACACACAUCGGGAAGAAACCCACUUUCCAUGAGCAGCAGGAUGGGCCCCUGCCUGAUGGCAGCCGGGAGCUGAGCACAGAAGAGCUGGAGCACAGCAGCGAUAGGCUCCAACGGGAGCGGGCACGCAAUGGGACUGUCCCCACGGGUGGCCUGCAGAACGGAGAUGUCCAGAAAGGUGUCCAGGGUGGCAGAAGCAGGGGGCAGAGCUGCUCCACCACCCCAGCCCCCAACACACCAGCCAGCUCCGGCACUCGCGGCAGCCGACGGGCAGGCAAGGGCUCCGGCACGGCGGGAUCCCUGCAGGAUGCUGGCGCUGUCCCCGGGAGCACCAGCCGCCAGAGGAAGCUCCUGAGCCAGCGGGUGCUGGGAGGGUCGAGUCCCAGCAUCCCGGGAGCGCUGGUGCAGGAAGGAGCCAGCAUCUGCCUGGAGGAGACCGGACUGGGGUCGGCAGAUGAAGUGUCGGAUAUUCAUGGGAGCCUGAGCCUGCACGAGCAGGUUGAUGACUUGGGAAGAGAUGACAGCAGCAGGAAACAGCCUGGAGUGGAGGAUGUGGCGCAACAGGAGCCCAGGGCCAUGGUGCAGGACCCAGGAGCAACUGUGUGACCUCCUCUCUGCUCCUGGCUGGAGCGCGGACGGGAGGCGCUCAGCCCCUGACCCCCGCCGGGCUGGGGGCUCUGCCGUGGGGUAUCCGUGGGGCAGCCAGCCCCGGCCCCGGGUGGGCAGCUACGCGCUUGGCAUGGCCGGAGCGACGCGCCGACGUUGCAGACAACGCGCUCGGUGCCGGACCUCAUCCCAUUGGCAAUAGGUACCUGACUCCCACCCACCGCACCUGCCCCGGAGACCCCCCCCCGGGCCUGGCGGGGGCAGGACAGGACUCGGUCCCCACUGCCCAUCCGGUGCCCACAGCCCCCUGGUGCUGGGGGAAGGAUGGACCCGAGGGGCUGCAGCGAAGGGCAGGGAUGGAGGCAGCAGCUUGAGCUCCCCCGGGGUGGGGAGCAGCACCCCUCAACCCACCCAGCACGUUUACCACAGAGCACAGCCCCCCCGGGCACCCCUGCCACGCAGAGCGGGCACAGGCACACAUCCUGCACCGGCGAGGGACCUGGCCAGGUCCCUGAGGGAUGAGGCGGAGAGAGGAGCUUCCAGCCCCAUUCCCAGCACAGGAAGGGCUGGAGCCCGGCCCGGGGGGGGCAGGAUUGCAGCCAGGCCAGCGGGCAGCCCCCGUGCCCGCAGCGAGCUUUGGUGUGUAACCGCACUGUACAUAGACAAGCUAAAAACCAUUAAAGCUGCUGAACCCC
Messenger RNA from Strigops habroptila (Kakapo), 2315 nucleotides. RefSeq names its product RELT like 2 (gene RELL2). Gene Ontology annotation, biological process: positive regulation of p38MAPK cascade; positive regulation of cell-substrate adhesion. Lineage: Eukaryota; Metazoa; Chordata; Aves; Psittaciformes; Psittacidae. The record is from RefSeq and is a predicted model, not a curated record. The coding region runs from base 433 to 1620 and encodes 395 amino acids. The transcript is spliced from 8 exons.